AUGACUAGCCAAAUUAGUCUGGUUAAUGUUUUAGUGGUAGGGUGUGGAGGUAUAGGAAAUGAGGUUAUAAAAAAUUUAAUUUAUUCAGACAUAAAAAAUAUAUCCAUAGUUGACUAUGAUGUAGUAGAAUUGAGUAAUUUGCAUAGACAAAUUUUUUUUACAAAUAAAGAUAUUGGAGAAUAUAAAGUAAAUGUAAUAUGUAAAAAAAUAAAAGAAAGAUAUAGUGAUGUUUCAAUUGAAGGAUAUGUAAAAAAAAUCGAAUUUUUUGAUAAUACAUUUUUUGAAAAUUUUAAUUUUAUUAUUGGAUGUUUAGAUAAUAUAGAUAGUAGGAUUUAUUUAAAUAAUUUAAUUUUUAAUUUAAAAAACAAUGUUAUAUAUAUAGAUGGGGGUGUAGAAGGUUUUAAAGCUAGCAUAAAAAUUAUUAACAGAGAAAAAAAAUUUGGCUGCUUUCAAUGUACCAUUGAAAAUUAUCCCACUAAUAAAAAUGAAACAAUUCCUGUUUGUUCGAUUACUAAUACACCAAAAAAUGCAGAAGAUUGCAUACUACAUGCUAUGAAUACUUUGCGCCAAAAAAAAGAACAAGAAGGUAGUGAUCCGUUAAAUAUUAAUAGUGAACAAGACAUAAAAUGGAUAUACAAUGAAGCAAAAAAAAGAGCAAACAAAUUUAAUAUAGAUCAUUUAACAUAUUUAUUAACUGAACAAGUAAUACAAAAUAUAAUUCCAACUACUAUUAGCACUUUAAUAAUAGUAGCUUCAUUAAUGAUAAAUGAAUUAAAUAAUUAUAUUCUUAUGGAAAAUGGAACUAGCCAAAAUAAUUAUAGCGAUAUUUUAUAUGUAGGAGAUAAUGGCUUUUAUUUAUACUAUUAUAAAAUAUAUAAAAACCCUGAAUGUGUUGUUUGUAAUAAGAAACAUAUACAUCAUGCAUUUAAGAAAACGGACACCUUAAGUGUUCUCAUUGAAUUUAUUAAAAAAACAUACAAUAUCGAAAAAAUGUCAAUAUCAUCACAAUCAUCCAUAUUAUUUAUAAUGUCAAAGUAUUUAAAAAAUGAUUAUUAUAACAAUAUGCUAAAUUGCACAUUUCAGGAAUUAAUCGAAACCGGGAAAAUAUCAGAAAAUGACUAUUUGAAUGUUCAAACAAGUAAACAAAAUUUCCUCCUUUUCCUUCAUUUUAAAGAAAAUUGUUAA
Molecule: messenger RNA, 1185 nt
Organism: Plasmodium vinckei vinckei
Lineage: Eukaryota; Apicomplexa; Aconoidasida; Haemosporida; Plasmodiidae
Product: NEDD8-activating enzyme E1 catalytic subunit, putative
Exons: 1
Coding region: 1-1185 (394 amino acids)
Biological process (GO): protein neddylation
Cellular component (GO): nucleus; cytoplasm
Molecular function (GO): NEDD8 activating enzyme activity
Source: RefSeq, a predicted model, not a curated record